Hydra vulgaris (swiftwater hydra) is the source of this 1811-nucleotide messenger RNA. NCBI's taxonomy places the organism in Eukaryota, Metazoa, Cnidaria, Hydrozoa, Anthoathecata, Hydridae. The record is from RefSeq and is a predicted model, not a curated record.
AUAUACACAAACAAAGUACAUACAUAUAUAAACACAACAAUUUCCAGAUAACGGAGUCGGACCCUAGGGGGUUGGUUAUGAGGGGUUGGUUAUUAUAAUUAAUAGUUUUUAAGGUGUUUUUGUUGUAAAGGUUUGAACUACACCUACCGUUUCUAGCAUUUGGCUGUCACUUAGUUCUUUGUUUUUUUGUGUUGUGUCUCCUUCUUUUUUGUCUUCGGGUUCCAGGGUGGUACUGUGCCUUAGUAUUUCUAAUUCUAAUUUAUCUACGUUCACGAGAACUUCUUGAUUUCGGAACACGUCUUGUGUAAGGAAUAUGUCUUCCGGUGUGUUUGGACUCUAUAAUAAAUUCUAAAUAUGCAUAAUGUGUAAGAAUAGUAUGGGGUGCUUUCAAUGGUGAAUUAUAGUGGCGUGUAAUGUUCAAGUAAAUGCUAAAUUAUAGUGGGGUGGUGAUGGUAUUACUUAUUAAGUACGUAAAUGUGAUAAAGGGAAUGUUUUUCUUACUGUGUUGCUGGGUGUUGUAGUAGGGUGUAUAUUUAUGUAAUUAUUUGAUGCCAUUGUUCGUGUUGUCGUUAAUGUGGAUUUUUUUAAGUUUAUCGUGAGGACCAGUCACAUCUACAGCUGCUAAUGACACAUGCUAAGGAAUGGGCUGGGAUUGAAACUUUUCAAAAGUCGAUAUUCAUGGUUGAUAAAGCUCAAGAAGAAAUAUCUGGACUACAGUCUGUUUUUCCAGGAAAUAAAAUAUUUCUCUGUCGCUUUCAUGUAGCUAAAGCUUUUAUUUAUCAAAUUAAAAAGGGUAGACUUACUGCUGACGAUCAGGAAUUGUUAUUCAAGGCUACUCAGAAAUUAAUGUACGGUAAUCAGGCAACAUGCGCUGAAGCUUUGUUAAAUAUUGAAAAAAAUUUCCCUACGUUCUAUGUGUAUCUUCAAGAAAACUGGCUGACCAUACCAGAAAUGUUUAUGGGUCACUAUAGAAAAGGUCUGAUGCAUUUAGACAAUCAUACUAAUAACAGACUUGAAAGAUAUCAUAGAACACUUAAAGAUGUUGGUCUUUUGUUACGCAUGUCACCAGGAAAUCUUAUAGAUAAAAUUCUUAAGGUUAAUAGAGUGCAAAUAGAAAAAUCUAAACAUGCAGACUUUGACCAACAACUAAAAAUUAACAAUAAACUUCCAGAGCCACUAAAGUUUUAUUCACGUCAUGUUUCUUCUUUUAUUCUUCAUCAUCUCAUGGAACAAUAUGAUAAAAGUGUCAAGUCUGAUUUUAGUUUAUAUGAGGACAGAGAUUCAUUACAAAUCAUCGAUCGGCAAUCAACUUUUUAUAACAUAAUAGACUGGGUUUGCAUCUGUGAUGCUGCAUCAGGGUUUGGCGUGCCGUGUGCUCAUGUUCUUUUUGCUCUAAGAACGAAGAAUGUAACUGUUAAUGAUCUACAGUUGAUUCAUAAAAGGUAACCUUGGGUUUUCUACUAAUUAAUAAUAAUAAAGGUUCGUAAUAUUAUAUAACUUCAUGACCUUAUUUAAAUUUCAAUCUACUUAUGUUAUAGAUUGCUAAAUUAAAAUUUAUUUGAAUAAUAAUCAAUUUACAAUUUAGUAGUCAAAACAUGUAUUGUAAUGUUGCACGCAAUUUAUUACUUAUUAAAUGUUCUGAGUCAUUGUUUAUUCUAGAAAAAGUUAGUUUAAAAAGUUACCAUGCCAUUCAGGUAAUCUAAAAAGCAAAAGAAAUGAUGUAUCAAUGAUCCCCGAUUUGCAUUUUUUAAUGCUAAAUUGAUUGUCUGUUAUAGUUCAAUAAAUGAAAUAAUUACUUUUAUUUAAUUGGC